UUGAUUUCCUCUCUUUGGUUUUCUCGGAAAAAUGUCUGCGAUACUACUCCAAGGAGCUGGAGCUGCAACGUCUCUCUCGCCGUUUAAUUCUAUCGAUUCCAGUAAACUCGUAGCUCCUUCUCGCUCAUCUCUUUCAGUGAGGAGCAAGAGAUACAUUGUUGCUGGAUCUGAUGGGACUAAUAAAAGCUUUGGUUCUUCUAGCCUCGUAGCUCGUCGCUCUGAGCCGUUGAUACCAAAUGCUGUUGCGACGAAGGCGGACACUGCUGCGAGCUCUACUUCAUCAAAGCCUGGACAUGAGCUAUUGCUUUUCGAGGCUCUUCAAGAAGGUCUAGAAGAAGAGAUGGACAGAGAUCCACAUGUAUGUGUCAUGGGUGAAGACGUAGGCCAUUACGGAGGCUCAUACAAAGUAACCAAAGGCUUAGCUGACAAGUUCGGGGAUCUCAGGGUUCUUGAUACUCCAAUCUGUGAAAACGCUUUCACUGGUAUGGGCAUUGGAGCUGCCAUGAUAGGAUUAAGACCCGUCAUCGAAGGUAUGAACAUGGGGUUUCUACUCUUAGCCUUCAACCAAAUCUCCAACAACUGUGGUAUGCUUCACUACACAUCCGGUGGUCAAUUCACUAUCCCGGUUGUAAUCCGUGGGCCUGGAGGUGUGGGCCGGCAGCUCGGAGCCGAGCAUUCCCAGCGUCUCGAGUCUUACUUCCAGUCAAUUCCUGGGAUCCAGAUGGUGGCUUGCUCAACACCUUACAACGCUAAAGGAUUGAUGAAAGCUGCAAUAAGAAGCGAGAAUCCUGUGAUUCUGUUUGAACAUGUUCUGCUCUAUAACCUCAAGGAGACUAUUCCGGAUGAAGAAUACAUCUGUAAUCUGGAAGAAGCGGAAAUGGUCAGACCCGGUGAACACAUCACGAUACUGACGUAUUCAAGGAUGAGGUACCAUGUAAUGCAGGCUGCAAAGACGCUGGUGAACAAAGGGUAUGAUCCAGAGGUUAUCGACAUUAGGUCAUUGAAGCCGUUCGAUCUCUACACAAUUGGAAACUCAGUGAAGAAGACGCACCGGGUUUUAAUUGUGGAGGAAUGUAUGAGAACAGGAGGAAUCGGAGCCAGCUUGACGGCUGCAAUAAACGAGAACUUUCAUGAUUACUUGGAUGCUCCAGUGAUGUGUUUAUCUUCUCAAGAUGUUCCAACUCCUUACGCUGGCACAUUGGAGGAAUGGACGGUUGUUCAGCCAGCUCAGAUCGUCACUGCCGUCGAACAACUCUGCCAGGGAACGGGAAGAGUCAAGCAAAGAGGUGGUACAGAGUCGGAGGCAUCAGAGAAAGAGAGAGAGAAAGAGAGAAAGAUCUCAAUGGCGGCGAUAACAAGUGCGGUGAUAGCAAUAGCUGGAAUUAUAUUGGGAUGGAUCACGAUAGAGUUAGCUUGUAAGCCUUGCCUGGAAUCAGGCCGUGAAGCCAUCGACAGAUCUCUCAAUCCUGAUUACGAUCCCGAUGACCAAGACGUCGACACAUCUUCCGAUGUUCGUUCUCCUCUCAUCCCAAAUCAUCCUCCAGAUAACUCCGACCCUGAUCCCUCCACCGCGAUCAAGUCCGUCUGAUCGAUCUUGAGUUUUGUCUGUUGAUUUGCUAUCCUUUUGUAAAAGUUUGCCAAUUUCAUUUUAUUGAAUGCUUGUGUUUUUGUUAUUAUUAAGAAACAAGUCUGAGAUCU
Molecule: messenger RNA, 1698 nt
Organism: Arabidopsis arenosa
Lineage: Eukaryota; Viridiplantae; Streptophyta; Magnoliopsida; Brassicales; Brassicaceae
Source: the annotation of a GenBank genome assembly